This is a messenger RNA of Pieris macdunnoughi, 948 nucleotides long. The record is from the annotation of a GenBank genome assembly. NCBI's taxonomy places the organism in Eukaryota, Metazoa, Arthropoda, Insecta, Lepidoptera, Pieridae.
AUGCGAACCUACUGUGCACUACAAAUGGACUUCGGUUGCUACGACAAGGAUUCGGGCGAAGUGGAGUGCUACCUCGAAAUACAUUGCGAUACGGGCACAUCUUGCGCUUUCACUAUACAUAUGCCAAAUCCAGAGGCAGCUGGGUGUGUGGAGAGAUUCGCAACAUUCAUGUCACUCCUUUUGGUCAUUAUCACUUUCCCAUUCUCACUAUUUGAAUGUUUUAAGGUUGUUCAAGAAUUUGAAAGAGCGGUAAUAUUUCGACUAGGAAGACUAAGGAAAGGUGGCGCAAGAGGUCCCGGACUAUUUUUUGUCCUACCAUGCAUCGAUACAUAUAGAAAAGUGGACUUGAGAACUGUAUCGUUUGAUGUUCCACCGCAAGAGGUUUUAACGAGAGAUUCCGUGACGGUAGCAGUAGAUGCAGUCGUCUAUUACAGAAUAAAAGAACCUUUAAAUGCCGUCGUUAGAGUUGCUGAUUAUAGUGCAUCCACCCGUCUUCUAGCUGCCACUACUCUGCGCAAUGUAUUGGGAAUGCGAGACUUGGCACAGCUGCUCUCCGACCGGGAAGCCAUCAGCCACAUGAUGCAGGCCAACCUAGAUGAAGCCACAGAUCCCUGGGGUGUUGAAGUGGAAAGAGUUGAAAUCAAAGACGUACGCCUCCCAGUACAACUGCAGCGUGCUAUGGCCGCGGAAGCCGAGGCAGACCGAGAAGCAAGGGCCAAAAUAAUCGCCGCUGAAGGAGAGAUAAAGGCUUCUCGGGCAUUGAAAGAAGCCUCCCUGGUCAUGGUAGAUAAUCCUAUGGCCCUUCAACUACGUUACCUUCAAUCACUGAACACGAUAUCUGCUGAGAAGAACUCAACGAUAAUAUUUCCGUUUCCUAUGGAUUUUUUAAGAAGCUUCAUGAGUCCUGGAGCAGGCACCAGUAUUACACACUCACCCUUGCCUGUUUGA